AUCAGAUGAUCAGAUUGCCCACUAAGGAGGUGUCUGCCCUAGCAGAGCCCCGGGGGCAGCAGCUGGGCAGGAUGUUCCCCCGGCCCAGGACGAAGAGGGGCCCCAAAGAGUGUCUUUGUUGCCUGUGUCUCACUGCUGUUCUUUGUUUCCAUGUGCCUCUGCGGUCAUGGUGAUGGCUCCCCGGCUUCUCCCGGCUUCUCCCCGACGGGCUGCACGACCCCACCGGCUGCUGCUGGCAACAUCAUGACAACAGAGAAGAGUUUAGUGGCUGAAGCUGAAAAUUCACAGCACCAACAACAGAAGGAAGAAGGUGAGGGAGCCACAAAUUCAGGCCAACAAGAAACUCAGCUGGAAGAGGCUUCUCAAGAGGCAGCUGAGGGAGAUAAUCAGUGUGAGCAGAAGCUGAAAACAUCUAAUGGAGAUACUCCUACACAUGAAGACUUAACCAGAAACAAGGAGCGGACAUCAGAAAAUAGGGGCCUGUCACGGCUGUUCUCCUCAUUUCUUAAAAGGCCAAAGUCUCAGGUUUCUGAGGAAGAAGGCAAAGACGUAGAGUCAGCUAAAGAGAAAUGUGAAGGAGGUCAGAAAGAGAUAGAAUUUGGACCCAGUCUUGAUGAAGAGAUCAUUUUAAAAGCCCCAAUUGCAGCUCCUGAACCUGAACUCAAAACAGACCCAUCCUUGGAUCUUCAUUCAUUAAGCAGUGCAGAAACACAGACAUGGCUGGAUUCUGCCAAAGAAAUAAAAAAGCAAGUUCGUGGUGUCCCCUGGAAUUUCACAUUUAAUGUAAAGUUUUAUCCACCUGACCCAGCACAGUUAACAGAAGAUAUAACAAGAUAUUAUUUAUGCCUUCAGCUUCGACAGGAUAUAGUUGUGGGACGUCUGCCCUGUUCCUUUGCCACCUUAGCAUUAUUAGGUUCUUACACCAUCCAGUCUGAGCUGGGAGACUAUGACCCAGAACUUCAUGGUGCCGAUUAUGUUAGUGAUUUUAAACUGGCCCCAAAUCAGACCAAGGAACUUGAAGAGAAGGUCAUGGAACUGCAUAAGUCAUACAGAUCCAUGACUCCAGCUCAAGCUGACCUGGAAUUUCUUGAGAAUGCCAAAAAGUUGUCUAUGUAUGGUGUUGACCUUCAUAAAGCAAAGCAAGAACAAUAUGAGAGUACCAUUGGAUUCAAACUUCCCAGUUACCGAGCAGCUAAGAAAUUAUGGAAAGUCUGUGUAGAGCAUCACACGUUUUUCAGUAGUAUUGUGACUCUUGCCUUCACUUAUCUUUCCUUUUCCCUUUCUUAUGUAGCAGCAGCUGUUGAUUCAGACCGAAGUCCCCGGCCCACUUCUGCACCAGCCAUUGCUCAGAGUGAGGACACAGAGGUUUCUAAAGCACAGAAGGAAACAGUGAAGGUUGAAGAGCAAAAGGAAGAAGUGCCGCCCGAGCAAGCUGAGCCAGAGCCCACAGAAGUGUGGAAGGUGGAAAAAACCCACAUCGAGGUCACAGUACCCACCUCAAAUGGUGACCAAACACAGCUUGCAGAAAAAACUGAAGAUCUGAUAAGAAUGAGGAAGAAAAAGAGAGAGAGACUAGAUGGUGAAAACAUUUAUAUCAGACAUAGCAAUUUAAUGUUGGAGGAUUUAGACAAAAGUCAAGAAGAGAUAAAAAAACAUCAUGCCAGCAUCAGUGAGCUGAAAAAGAACUUCAUGGAAUCUGUACCAGAACCACGGCCUAGUGAAUGGGAUAAACGCUUAUCCACUCACUCCCCAUUCCGAACACUUAACAUCAAUGGGCAGCUUCCCACAGGAGAAGGAGUGAAGAAAACCUCUGUCCUUCCCUCGGAAAGAAAGGUUGGUGGGCCAGAGUCCCCCAGCUACUUUUUCCCUGAUACAUAUCACUUAGGGGUGUGCAAAGAACCUGUGUCAAAAUUCCAAACUGACCAGAGAAGGCUGGCCCCACUGAGAGAACUUAGAGCCAAGUUUUUCCUUUCAUAGAUAACAUCUCUUGACUAGAUGGCAGAGCACAGAAAUUAGCGGGGGAGAAAAACUUCUCAGUUGGACAAUUGGAAAAGACAACUUACCUUAAAAGUGUCAAAAGUACUUUGCUUAAUGUGAUGUAUAAACCUUCACGAUGGUUGUUAUUUUUAAUCAUGAUUCUGCAAGAGGGGGAGGGAGUCUACAGUUGUUGAGAUUUGUGGGGGGUUUUCGUUUGUUUUUGAUAGACCUUGGAGGCACAUACA
Molecule: messenger RNA, 2222 nt
Organism: Leptonychotes weddellii (Weddell seal)
Lineage: Eukaryota; Metazoa; Chordata; Mammalia; Carnivora; Phocidae
Source: RefSeq, a predicted model, not a curated record